AUGCUGAACUACAUUGUAAAUGAUAUUGCCUCCUACGAAAAAGUAGGCAAAAUUGGCGAGGUUGACAAGCGGGUGAUUUUAGACGAUGUGAAUAAACUCCUCCAGCAUUUACAGGUCAACCCAACGGCUCCUCCGCCGUCUCCCCCGGCUCAUGGUGACUCAAAUAUUGCUCCCAAAGGAGGCGACCAUAGCACUCCUUCAACCGUUUCUCCCAGCGGAUCUACGCGGAACUUGGGUCGAUUUCACACUUUCGGCAGCCGGGUUCGCCGUUCCUCUAGGAAAUCCUCCUCCAGCGGUCCAGAAACCACUCCUGCAGAUAUGCCGACUUAUGCCAUGUACCGAGACGUGGAGGCCGCUCGACUCAAUAUGAAACACAAUGCGGCUUAUCACGUCCUCGCUAAAGGCAAGGAUUGUUGUAUCAUGCGUCCAGGCGAGGUACAUCAGCCGGUCGAUAUGCAGAUCGUGUCAACUAACAAUCCGUCCACUGUGAUACGCUGUACGUUGACCACAGACGUUGAACGAAGCGACCUAAUAUUAUGGCGACAGCAGAUUAAUAUCGAGCGGGAUAAUUUUCUUUUUGAACCGCGAAAGGGUAUCAAGUCUUUGGAUCGGUUGAUACAAACACAGGGUCCCGUGGAAAUUGAUAUUCCAGGAAAAAUUCAGGUGCAAUAUGUUCGUUUUCAUGGGAAAUUGAUCUAUAUGACCUGUGUGAUUUCUCAAUCCGGUAACACAGAAGGAGGACCAUCAUGUUCGACAAACUCCUUAAAUUCUGACUACGGUCUUAUUGUCUGCUGUAGUGCGGCUGGAUUAAACAAGGCCGAUAACUUCGAUACCGAUUCGACGGAAUCCACGGAAGGAGAAAAGGGAAAUUUUCCCAUGCUUGAUGUAUCAGUCCGGUUCGAAAGGGAUAGUGUUGGCCAGGAGCGUCUAGAACACCCUGUGCUUUUUGGAAUUGACAUUGACCACACGACCGGAGACAUCUACGCGGCUCAACCGGCUAACGGGAUGAUAUGUCGUGUUUCGGCGCUGAAUUUGCAGAAGGUUACCGGUACUUGGUAUUUGAAUGAACCAAGGCUUUCCCCAUAUUUUCUAUGUUACGCACGUUCAUCUAUUUGGGCAACGUGUCCAAGAGAGGAUAAAAUUAUCAUAUUGGACCUGGAGACGGAUGGAUUUCAUCAUUUCUCACCUAGUGUCUCUUUCGGGAUCACUCCGUCGCACAUAGUGCAUACAACCGACGCGCGAAUCGUGCUGCUGGAUCAGAACCAAUCGCGUCUGUACUGGAUCACAAAAGUUCACACAACCAUUUGUGUGCAAAGUUUGGAUGUGCAUUUUACACACCGACUUCGUCGUCAAUUUAUGGCUAUCCAACCAGUCGAUGAUGCCGUCACUCAUGUGGUCUCCAACGCGUCCGGGAUGAAAUCGCCUCUCCUUGGGGGUAUUUUGUGCGCACAUGAUUAUGGGUGCUCACUGAUCUAUCCAAAACGAGAGGUGGCUCGAUCUAAACCGAUCCGGGCUUCAUGUUUACGGCUAUGUGCCCUGUGA
Messenger RNA from Echinostoma caproni, 1542 nucleotides. The record is from the annotation of a GenBank genome assembly. Lineage: Eukaryota; Metazoa; Platyhelminthes; Trematoda; Plagiorchiida; Echinostomatidae.